GCGCUCAUCUGCGUUUCUAACGCGCCCUCCAGCCGCACCCCCUCCGGGCCAGUCAGGAAGGGCAGCUGGACUCCUUGGGGACAUCAGGUCCCAUAGCCUUUGACUCCGGGCCGGAUGCCACCACCUAUCCGCUAGAAUCCUGAGAAUUGUGGAGAUUGAACCUGGACAUCAUAACCUCCUGGGAAAGAACUGGCCUCACACUCCAAGGCCUUGGCAAGCGUGGUAGCUCCGGAAAGAACUCCCCAUCCCAUGUGGUGAUCGUAGCUUGGGGUGAACACUGUCUCUGCGGAGAUCAGAAAGAGUGGUCCCCCCUUCCCCAGCUGUCCGGUCUGCUCUGCGGGACAUCUUCCCUGGGCCCUGUUUUAACGGAGCUGUGAGAUCUUCACGGGCCGUACAACGGGACUCCCUUUCAGCAGAACCACUGAGUGAAGAGCUCCAUGGCUGGGGAAUUUCAUUAUUCUGAUCAACUAUGACUUCUGCAGAGAAACGACCCCUCUGAGCGCAGACGGAAGCCCUUACUGUUGGGCAGAGGCCGGGAAAGCCUCACGGUUGGGUCCUCCUAAGCACCGGGAAGUUUCUGUCCCCCCAACUGCCCUAGCCCGGCCCGUGGGGGCACAUGCGCCUCUACCCUCCCUUCGUUUUCCUGGCAACUCCGAGGACCACUCCGUUCCCUUGAGGACCGGCCCGGCCUGGGAGUGGGUGUGUCUAGACCAGGAAGGUGACUGACCUGCAGGAGGAAGGCAGACAUGCCAUCAACUCGCCGAUGUCCCCCGCCUCGGCAGAUAUCCACCCCGAAGACACCCUGCUAGAGGAGAACGAGGAGCGCACAAUGAUUGACCCCACCUCCAAGGAUGACCCCAAAUUCAAGGAGCUGGUCAAGGUUCUCAUCGACUGGAUCAACGACGUCCUGGUGGAGGAGAGAAUCAUCGUGAAGCAGCUGGAGGAGGACCUUUAUGACGGCCAGGUGCUGCAGAAGCUCUUGGAAAAACUGGCGGGCUGCAAGCUGAAUGUGGCUGAGGUGACGCAGUCUGAGAUCGGGCAGAAGCAGAAGCUGCAGACGGUGCUGGAAGCCGUGCACGGCCUCCUGCGGCCCCACGGCUGGGCGCUCCAGUGGACCGUUGACUCAAUUCAUGGGAAGAGCCUGGUGGCCACCCUCCACCUCCUUGUGUCUUUGGCCAUGCACUUCCGGGCCCCGAUCCGCCUCCCGGAGCACGUGUCUGUACAAGUGGUGGUUGUUCGGAAGCGGGAAGGCCUGCUGCAUUCCAGCCACGUCACGGAGGAGCUGACCACAACAACGGAGAUGAUGAUGGGUCGCUUCGAGCGGGACGCCUUCGACACCCUCUUUGACCACGCCCCAGACAAGCUCAGCGUGGUGAAGAAGUCUCUCAUCACGUUUGUGAACAAGCACCUGAACAAGCUGAACUUGGAGGUGACGGAACUGGAGACCCAGUUUGCAGAUGGCGUCUACCUGGUUCUGCUCAUGGGCCUUCUGGAGGACUACUUCGUCCCCCUGCACAACUUCUACCUGACCCCAGACAGCUUCGACCAGAAGGUCCACAACGUGGCGUUUGCCUUUGAGCUGAUGCUGGACGGAGGGCUCAAGACACCCAAGGCUCACCCUGAAGAUGUGGUGAACCUGGAUCUCAAGUCCACCCUGAGGGUUCUUUACAACCUGUUCACCAAGUACAAGCACCUGGAGUGAGCAGGGAGCGGCGGAGACCCUGCAGGGCCGGGAGGCCCACCAGCCUUGUUCCCCACCCCACCCCUCCCCCACGCCACCCGGCCUCUUCAGGUUAUUGCUCUUACGCUCCCCUGUGUAGCCCACAGUGGGCAGGAUUCUGCACCCCAGUGCUGGCAUGUGGCCCCAUCGGUGCCGAGACACGUGUCAGCCCUGAUCCCCCCCCACACCCUUCAGCCUGUGUGUGUGUGUGGGGGGGUGCCCUGCAAGCCUUUCCAUGCAGCAGUUAAUGACCACGGCCAUGGGUGAUCAGAACAGCACCCACAGCUCUGAGGAGCCAUGAGUCAGCCUGACUAUGGCGGGGGAAUCUCCUUGGAAGAGAGGCCUUUUUAGUAAAAAGCCUUUUGUAGUUUUAAAAAAAACUUCCCUCUAAAGUCCCGGGGGCUUUUGAUGGGACAGGAGGGCCCGCCCCACAUUCCGUUGCUUGACCAGCCAGUGUUUCUCCUUUACCUUUUGCACAAAAAUCCAAGACCCGGGUGACUUUCAGUGCCACCGUGCCGGAGGCAGGAUUUGCUGAAGUGGUUUCUGAUUUUUUUUUUUUUUUUUUGGUGACGGCCAAGUGGGCUAUGUCGGGAGCCGGAUCUAAAGUGUUGCUUGAUACAUCUCAGGGGCCCUGUUUGGGAAUAGAUGCAUUUUUAAACUUUUA
This is a messenger RNA of Callorhinus ursinus (northern fur seal), 2384 nucleotides long. Lineage: Eukaryota; Metazoa; Chordata; Mammalia; Carnivora; Otariidae. The record is from RefSeq and is a predicted model, not a curated record.